Mugil cephalus (flathead mullet) is the source of this 5191-nucleotide messenger RNA. Its product is annotated as sphingosine kinase 1. Lineage: Eukaryota; Metazoa; Chordata; Actinopteri; Mugiliformes; Mugilidae. The record is from RefSeq and is a predicted model, not a curated record. Gene Ontology annotation, biological process: sphingosine biosynthetic process; negative regulation of apoptotic process; cellular response to growth factor stimulus. The transcript is spliced from 5 exons. Gene Ontology annotation, cellular component: intracellular membrane-bounded organelle; membrane; cytoplasm. The coding region runs from base 490 to 2157 and encodes 555 amino acids.
GAAGGUGGAGACGCGCACAGACGCGGCUCAGUGCUCCCUGAAAAGAUGCUUUCUUUGGCUACAGCUGAGUGAUGGUAGAUGGUGAUUGUGUGGUUGUGUGUGUUAGAGUGUUUUAUGUGUUGCACAUGGAAAUUUCGCAUUUGGCACAAAACCUAACGCGGAUUAGAAAUAAACCGUAUUGGCUGAGUUUUAAAGUUGCUGCUUAUGUUCCGGGAUAGUUUUUGUCAUGUGGCUCCAGACUGACUCGAGCUGUUGUGUACAUCAGCUGUUUCAGCAGGUCGGACGAGAAAGCGUUGCUGCGCUCCUGCCCUUCCUCUUCCAGUCACUAGGGAGAGACCGUGGACCGGGGAAGCUGCUGUCCUGUCACUCCGCUCCGAGGAUCCCACGGCAGGCAGGCAGGCAGGCAGGCGGCCAGAGGCUCAGAGUCUGCGCUCCACCGCCGCCAUCCGCUCGCCGGCCUCCGGGACGCGUCGCACUCCCCGUCCAGGGAUGGAGAAAGACGCCUCUGAUCCGGACCCGUCCCGCCAGCGGAACGGCUUCGUGGGGGUGCUGUACGGGGAGUUCACCGACACCCUCGACGACAGGGUCCGGUACUCGGUGAGCCUGACGGAGAGCGCGCUGACCAUCCGGAGGAUCUCCUCGUCCCCCGGCCGGACCGAGGCGGUUUUUAAGCUGGUGGACUGUGUGGGCUGCCGGGCGUACAGAGGCCCCGGCGGCUCGGACGUCGGCGCCUACUUCACGGCUUACUUCUACCCGUUCAAGAGGCGCUGGAUGAGCGCGGGGCUGACCCGGCAGAGGGUGGAGCAGUGCUUUCGGGUCGCGCUGGUCCAGGACCCGCUCGUCAACCUGCAGGAGGCUGAGAGGUGGGCUCACGCCAUCAGGGAUGCUUCAGCGCUGCAGGCGCCCCGGAGAGACGGUGUGGUGUACAGCGAGGUGCGAAGGCCCGGCAGGAUCAUGAUUCUGGUGAAUCCCCAGAGCGGCCGUGGACAGGCCCUGCAGCUCUUCACCGGCCACGUCCAGGGGAUGCUCACAGAGGCCUCGGUCCCCUACACACUCGUCAUCACAGAGCGGCAGAACCACGCACGGGAGCUGGUGAGGAAGGCGGACUUGUCACAGUGGGAUGCGCUGGUGAUCAUGUCUGGAGACGGGCUCCUGUUUGAGGUGAUAAAUGGUCUGAUGGAGCGAGAGGACUGGCAGGAGGCCAUCCAGACCCCUCUGGGUAUCCUACCAGGUGGCUCCGGUAAUGCCCUGGCCGCAUCCGUCCACCACUACACACAGUCGCCUCCAGCCUGGAACGAGGAGCUGCUGCUGAGUUGUGGCUUCAUCCUGUGUAAAGGUCUGGUUGGCUCUCUGGACCUGGUUUCCGUCCACUUGGCCUCGACGCAGCGCCUCUUCUCGUUCCUCUCCCUGGCCUGGGGCUUCGUGGCAGAUGUUGACACUGAGAGCGAGAAGUACCGCCACGUUGGCGCCAUCCGCUUCCUCAUGGGCACCCUGGUCCGCCUGGCCUCCCUCAGAGUGUAUCAGGGCCGGCUGGCGUACCUCCCCAUUAAAGAAGCACAGAAUCCUCCGAGAGGGAGCGUCAUGGAUAAUCACCCACCCUCCACGCCUCAGCACCCGUCCCUCUGCUCCUCCCUUCCUUGUCAGCUCAUCCCCAACACCUCCUCCAAGCAGAGCUCUCGACACAACAGCUCAAACUCCAACCGCAAUGCCAUCAGCACCAAAGGACCUGAGACACAGAGCGACAGCAAAACCAGAGCCCCUGUGGACUCUCUGCUCCCUGGCCUGGACCAGCCGGUCCCAGAGAGCUGGACCCUAGUGAAGGAGGAGGACUUUGUCUUGGUGCUAGCGAUUUACCAGUCCCACCUGGCCGAGGACCUGUGGACGGUCCCCGGUGCGACCGCAGACGACGGCGUGAUCCACCUGUUCUACGUGACGGCGGGAAUCUCCCGUCCCGCCCUCCUGCGCCUCUUCCUCGCCAUGGAGAAGGGCGCCCACUUGGCGUGCGGCUGCCCCCACCUGGUGUAUGAGAAGGUGAAGGCCCUACGACUGGAGCCCAUCUCCCCCCAUGGGAUGAUCACUGUGGACGGAGAGAUGGUGGACUAUGGCCCUGUCCAGGCUCAAAUCCACCCGGGACUUGCCAGACUCAUAUGCGGAUGAACUUGGAUUAUCUUAAUCUUUUUUUUUCCUCUGGCUCUAGUGCUCUCUAGUUUGGCCUUUUAAUAAUCAGUGUCAAGUUCUGUAUGUAUGCCGUGUGUUCAGAAGUGCCAAAGACGUUUUAUCAGCCUCCGUAAAAAAACAAAACAAAAAAAACUCUAUUUUUCUACAGAAGCGACUUGUCCUAUUUUUAUGGAGCCCGUCCCCUCGUCCGCUUUGAUUCAGGGUCAAAGUCAUGGAUGCUUGUUCUUGUCGCUGGCUGGUCCAGGCUUACAGUAAUGAGGGGGGAUUGUGUGUGUUUGUGCAUGAGAGAGAGUUUGUGUGCAGUGAAGUGUGUGCAUAUUUGUGCGGUUGUGCAUGGGGAGGCUUGGCGGUGGGUGAGGAGCGCAUUGUGCACUCUGCUGUCGGACUUCAUCAGCACGGCACUCGUGAAGAGAAGCACAUUUUCCUGGAGAAACUACGCCUCUUGUCCGACUGUACUACAGCAGGCUGACAAUCGAACUACUGGGAACCCAGCAGUUCGACAAAUCUUUAAUCUUUGUGACAUUCACAUAGUUUUUGUGAUUUUAAUCUUCAGCUGCGUUCCCUCCUCCUUCCUGAUAGUGCACGAGGUUACCUCCACCUCCAUCUCCACCGCUGGCCAAUCCAUUUCCCGCUUCAUCCGCAGCCGUCAUUAAACUCUAGGAACUGCCUCCACUCUCACUUUCUUUUUCCCACCCCAUCCCCCUUUUCCUCUUAUGAACAUAUCCUCACACACAUCCCUUCCCGUGCAUCUCUGCAGCACUUAGUGAGGGGGGAGGUGCAUGAUCUGCAACUGUGCAUACGAUCCCCUCUCCUCUUGCCAUCGUAAGAUUGUACUCCCCCUCCUCCUUCCCCCACUCGGUUAACGAGACAUCAGCACCUAAUGUGUCCUUAGUACGAAGUCUUUUCAAACCCAGCUGAAGCACACUGAGGUGGAGGUUGCGUAUAGAGAGGCUUGGGAUCAAUGAGAGGGAGUCAAGUGCUUCACCUCACCGGGGUGGCCUUCUUUCCGCUGGCUGUGGUGGUGAUGAGCGUUAGUGCACCGGAGCAGAGAGGAGUGCAAAUGUUAGCAUUAUCAUCAGCGCCCCACCAACCCUCCCUUCCACACUCGCUCGCACACACACACCGGUUUAUUUUAGGUCACUAUGGUCGCACCAGGACUCUUUCAUCCACAUCUAUGCAGCAAUACCAACGUCAUAACAGCUUAAAUCCUUCAGCUAUAGACAUCAGAAUGUCGUCAGCGUAAAGGAGGUCACGCUCUAUAAUGCAAAACCGCCUCUCGUGCUGAAUUUUAAUGCUGCGUUCAGAGACGUUCUGAUAAUCAGCUUUUUUGUGUGUGUGUUUUGGUGAAACCAGGCCGUCUGAGUGCAACACCAUCAAUGCAUCAUUUUCUUCUGCUGGAGCUCAGAGGACGUGGGUUCCACUGGAAGGAGCACAAAUAUUACAACUCUUUAACCUUCCUGUUGCCCUCUGGGUCAAAUGUGACCCGUCACGAAUGUUUCACAGAAUUUGUAGUACAAGAAGUACAAUAUAUUGCAAUUUGCUGAGAAGAAGUUGGUUGAAAACGUGUUCAUUUCAUUUUUGGCUUUAUAAAUAUUCGAACAGACCACAUAAUUUUUGAACCAUUUUGAAACGGUCAACGGAAGGACAAUACAAGAGUAAUGCCCAGUUUUUCUAGGGACUGUACAAAAAUGAUUCAGAUGUGUUUGUGUUCCAUCUAGAGUCUUUAAAGUCCUGUAAAAUAUGUGCAUAUGUAUAUAAAUUAGGAUGAGGACCAUUCCCCUCUCUCUUUAAACAUUUUUGUACAGUCCCUCAAUCGUUGAUACUUGAUAACGUCGACCGUCACUGGUGUAAAUUAAAGUUUCCAUUUUCACUGCAGUGCCGAUUUUUGCCUCAAACUUGAUUUUCCAUCCGGAGACAUUUACACAUUGUACGAUAUCCCAGCUACGACUACGACUCAUGUCCGACAUACUGCUCCUCCUACUGCUACUGUAUCCUCAGCGAAGUUUUCCAGGUGCUUUGAAUGCGUUCUCAUGUUCUGCAGCUGCACACGUGCACUGUUCAUUACUAAAUGUAUAAAGCCCAUCUCGUGAGGGAAGAGAUGAGCUAUGCAAACGCCUUGUCAUGGCUGCAGAUGUUUGGUUUGAGGGUUCCCCCUACUGGACGUGAAGUGAAGGUUUUAUUUUGAAAAUCUUAAACGAUGCAAUCCCUUCAAACUGUGUUUCUUGCUUUUUAUAGUUAUAGAAAUAAUGGUUAAGCUCAGCUGCAGAAGACCAUCAUGUCUCCAAACAUCCAGCUUAUUGUAAUUCUUCUUUACUUGAUAGAAGCUGCAAAUACUGAUUAGUAAGUUGGUGUAGGGCGUCACUACACUGCUGUUAAACUCAUGUACUGUUAAACUGAUUUAGCUGCUUUUUACAAACACAAAUCUUCAUGUGUCUUUUACUGUUACUGAAGUUUUCUACCUGGAUUACAUGAAGCUGCAUCUCUGACUCUUCACUGAAAUGAUAAAAACCUCCUGACGAGAAGCUCAGUGAUGUUUUUAUAGUAGAAUCACACUCAUCAGAAGCCUGGGGGAAUGCCAUGAUUAACAGAAAGAGCUUUUUAUUGCUUGUGCUUAUGUAUAGAUCAGUGACUGUUCAAUGGGCCAUUAUGUGAGUUGCAUUUGUGGCUUUUGCGUUUUAAAGCAAGUGAAGAAGAGGAAAGAUGUUUCUCUAGAAAGUGCCUUAGUCUUAAAUCAACACGGUAGUUGAAGUGAUGCACGGAAAAUAAAUAAAUAAAAUACUUGUUUGACACAUGAAAUCAUGGUUUAUCUUUGAAGGACGGUUUGUUUAGUGUGAGUCAGCGUUACACUGAAGAGUGCAAUAAAAAAGGGUACAAGGCCUGUGAAGUGUGAAGGAGCUGCAUUCAUUGAAGUGACUGGUCAUUACCAGGCAUUCAUCACCUCUUAGGAUUUUCUUGUGAUUAUUUUUUUUUUAAAGAUGCCUUUUUUAAAAAUCAAUAAAGUUAUUCAAAUGAA